CCUGGGAUCGAUUGCUUUUGUCUCCCGACAACAUCAUGCUAGCUUUCUGCCAUGACACCUGCGUUAACAAUGGCGGAAACGCCACAGGUUCACGUGAGCUCAUUUCUCCACUUUUUUAAUAUUAUUUGGUAAAACCACAUUCUUACAUCGUAUUUCAUAAAUAUCGACUAACGAAAAGGCAUAUUUCACGAUUCAAAAUCACUUCUCCGUGUUUACUUCUUGACAGGCAGGCCCGCAUCGGCCGAGGGCAGAGGUGAUUAGACAAUCAUUAGAUCCAAUAAAACUUUGCAGGUUAGCAUGUGGUUAACGUUUGACCAAACAGGAUGAAGCCGCUCACAUUGGUCUCGGCUCGGAGUGACUGGCGAGAUCUCUCCGUGGAAAGACUGCGAUCGCGAUGACUCCCGUGGUGCAUCUGUGUCUUCUGGCGCUCCUACUCAGCUCCGCUGAUGGGUCGGGCCUAGAGGGCAAGAAGGUCUCCUUUGAGAACAUGGUGGUGGAGGUACCAGAAGGGACACCCGUACCCUACGUCCUCUAUCAGUUCCAAGUGGCCCAUCCAAGUGUGAAUGGCUUCAGGUUGAGCGGAGAAGGUAGCGAUGCUAUCAAGAUCUCCGAGGAUGGAUGGCUGUACCUGGACAAACCUCUAGACUGGUCCCACGAUGACAACUACCUGAUUGCGGUGGAAGCUUUGGCAGAUGAUAAAGUCGUGGAGGGGCCAAUUUACGUGACCAUUAAUGUGUUGGACGUCAACAACCACGCUCCAGUCUUCAACCAGAGUUACUACACCGCUCUGGUCCGAGAGAACGCUCCGGCAGGCGUCCCCUUCAUUCGUGUGUUUGCAUCCGAUCGGGAUGACCCUUCCACUCCCAACGCCCAGCUGAGGUACAGCCUGGUCAGCCAGAUCCCAAACAGGGACAACACGCUCCUCUUCCAGGUGGAUCCCGUCACCGGCGAGAUCUCCACAUCCCAACAAGGAGAACACAGCCUCAAGGCCAGCGAGGCCAUCCAGUACGCCCGAGGAGAAGAGCGCGGCGUUGAUACUCUGAAGGCAAAGUUUGACCACUACUGUCCCGCACCGACCGUCCCGCACGAGGACAAUCCCUUCUUCGCCUGUGUGGAGAGAGCAGAAACGAGAAGGAGGAACCUAAACCCCCUGGGGGAUCCGGACUACACCUUGUUUGUGCGGGUCCAGGACAUGGGGGGCGCGUCUGACACGGCGUUGAGUGGCAACACCAGAGUCCACAUCGCGGUGCAGCCCAACCUGUGGGUCAACCCUGGUCGGAUCAGCAUUGAAGAGCACGGCGAAGGAUCUUACCCACGUAUCGUUACAAAGGUCCAAUCCAACCAUCCCAACGCCGUCUACAGGCUCGUGCAGAAAGAAAGAGAGCUGAGCUUCCCCUUCCAGAUCACAGAGGACGGAGAAAUCCUCUUGACGGAGGAGUUGGACAGGGAAGAGAAGGACAUGUACAUCCUGGUGGUGAUGGCGGAGGAUGACUACCAGAACCAGGUGGAUCCUCCCAUGGAGAUCCAGGUGGUGGUGGAGGACGUGAACGACAACGCGCCCGUGUGUGUGAACGAGGAGAGCGUGUUUGAGGUGCAGGAGGACGAGCCUGUAGGUAGCCUGGUCGGACAACUGCUGGCCCACGAUGGCGACGAAGAAGGGACGCUCAACGCCCUGCUGACCUACGCCAUCGUGUCCCAGCAGCCGCCCACCUCGCCCGACUCCUUCGCCAUCGACGCCGCCUCUGGUCGAAUUCAAGCACUGCGUUCGCUGCAGCGUCGGGAGAAUCAGGUGUACAAGCUCACCGUCAGAGUCAGUGAUCCAGCUUACAGUGCAGAUUGCAAGGUCGUGGUCAAGGUCAUUGAUGUCAACAACGAGCUGCCUCUCUUUGAGAAGAAUGAUUAUGGCAGCCACACCCUGGCGGAGGACGCGGACGUGGGACACACGGUGCUCAGCGUGGCGGCGUCAGAUGCCGACGACCCGGAAAGCGGCAGCUCCUACAUCGAGUUCCACAUCUCGGAAGGCAACGAGGACGAGGUCUUUGCCGUGGAAACCGACGGGAAAGGCGUGGGUCACCUGGUCGUCGCUAAGCCACUGGACUUCGAGACGUCCGCCUCCUACAAGCUGAAGAUCGACGCUCGGAACCCGGAGCCUCUGAUGAGCAGCCUGGAGUACGGCGACCAAUCCAGCGCCGUCGUGUCGCUGUCCGUCACAGAUGUGGACGAGGUCCCGGAAUUCACGUCGACCGUGCUGGACGUGAGCGUGCCGGAGAACGCCACCAAGGGAGCCGUGCUGCUCACCGUGGAGGCCAAGGACCCCGAGGGCAAAGACAUACGUUUCAAGAUGGAGGGCGACCCCAAGGGGUGGCUGGAGAUGGACGCGGCCACGGGAGAGAUCCGGACCAAAGACAAGCUGGACAGGGAGACUCUGGAGACCUUCGAGGUCAAGGUCAUGGCCUACGAGAAAGACAACCCGGACAAGUGGGAUGAGCGCGUGGUGUCCGUGAGGCUGCUGGACGUCAACGACAACGUCCCCAAGCUGACGGAGACGCAGGCCUUCAUCUGCGUCCAGAAGCCAGAAGCGGUCUUCAUCAAGGCUCGCGACGCAGACGCCGCCCCCUUCUCGCAGCCCUUCACCUUCGCCUUCGCACACGGGAAGAAGUCCCACAACUGGGAUCUGCAAGUCGUGGACGGAACCUCCGCAAAGCUGACCCUGAAGAAAACGCCGACUGAAGAUAAAACCUUCUCGCUGCCCAUCAACGUUAAAGACAACGCGGGAAUGGGCGUCACGCAAGCCUUUGAGGUCCACGUGUGCACGUGCACGGAGCUGGGCUACUGCUACACGCCGCCCGCCGAACACGGCUUCAAAUACGGCUUGGGACCCACCGUCGGCAUCUUGGCGGGAAUUCUGGCAUUCUGCGUGAUCGUCUUCGUGGUCGUGAUCAAACGUUCGAGUAAACAGAAAGCGGCGACGGAGGAGAGGAACGCCUUAAUGUAGCGAUAGCUUGUUUAUUUGUUGCGAAAUGUUAGCUUAGCAUGACAUCUUUUAGCCCAGGACGUAAUUGGAAAAAAGGCGCUUGAACCCUAAUUUAUUGACCCGUGGCCCCCCUCACCCCCACGUGUGUACCAAUUCUCAAUAUUUGUCAUGUUUGUUUUGUGCCCCCCCCCCCCCCCCAAUAAACAAAACAAGUGGGCC
Molecule: messenger RNA, 3193 nt
Organism: Doryrhamphus excisus (bluestripe pipefish)
Lineage: Eukaryota; Metazoa; Chordata; Actinopteri; Syngnathiformes; Syngnathidae
Gene: cdh17
Product: cadherin 17, LI cadherin (liver-intestine)
Biological process (GO): multicellular organism development; cell morphogenesis; calcium-dependent cell-cell adhesion
Cellular component (GO): plasma membrane; adherens junction; catenin complex
Molecular function (GO): cadherin binding; beta-catenin binding; calcium ion binding
Source: RefSeq, a predicted model, not a curated record